Molecule: messenger RNA, 719 nt
Organism: Talpa occidentalis (Iberian mole)
Lineage: Eukaryota; Metazoa; Chordata; Mammalia; Eulipotyphla; Talpidae
Gene: CCL28
Product: C-C motif chemokine ligand 28
Exons: 3
Coding region: 55-435 (126 amino acids)
Biological process (GO): positive regulation of cell-matrix adhesion; immune response; cell chemotaxis
Cellular component (GO): extracellular region
Molecular function (GO): chemokine activity
Source: RefSeq, a predicted model, not a curated record
AAGCCUCAUUUCCUGAUCUUACUGUCUCACCUGCCGUGCUACUGACAGGCAGAAAUGCAGCAGAUGGGACUUGUGCUCUUGGCCUUGGCUGCCUGCAUGGCCCUUCACACCUCUGAAGCUAUACUUCCCAUUGCAUCCAGCUGUUGCACGGAGGUUUCACAUCAUAUUUCCAGAAGGCUUCUGGAUAGAGUGAAUAUAUGUCGCAUUCAGAGAGCUGAUGGGGAUUGUAACUUGGCUGCAGUCAUCCUUCAUAUCAAGCAAAGAAGAUUCUGUGUCAGCCCUCACAGUCAUAUUAUUAAGCAGUGGAUGAGAGAACAAGUCAAGAAAAAUGUUCACGGCAACAUUUGCCAUAAGAAGAAACACCACAACAAGAGGAACAAUAGAGGGGCCCGUCGGAGGUUCCAUGAAGCCCAUGGCCAUAAGAUGCUUUUCUAGGGUUUGCAAGUGAAUCUACAAAGACAACUUCAGAAGUGAAACUAGCCGUGGAUGAUCGUGCAUUUACCAUAUAAGUGUUCCUUCUUGGGAGCCGAGAGGGCAAAACAAAAUCUAACUUUUUAUAAAAGGAAAAAUAAUACAAUUUGCAAAUGUGGCCAUUAAUAAAUGAAAAAUGAAAAGAUGAUACUUAUCUUCACAUAUUUUAAAAGCAGCAUGCAGAUAUAAUUUCUACAACUUUUUAAAAAAGAUUUAUUUGUGCAUACAAGAACUGGGGUACAGGCCAG